AUGGCGCCGCAGCGUGAGCCCCCCAGACCGCCACCGCCGGCCGUCAUCGAAGCCGAGAUGCAGUGGAUUUUCACCGAAGAAGAACUGCUACUGGCGCCGUCGAUAUGCGAUGGCAUGCCCGCUGAGGAGGAGCGCACACUACGGCGGAAGGGCGUCGGGUUUAUAUUGCAAGUGGGCAUGAUGCUCAAAUUACCACAGACCACGCUUAGUACAGCGGCCGUCUUCUUCAAUCGCUAUCUGAUGCGAAUGAGUUUGAAGCCACGGCCGGGGUAUAAGCCACUACACCACUAUCAAAUCGCCGCAACCGCGUUAUUCCUCGCGACCAAAGUCGAAGAAAACUGUCGCAAGAUGAAAGAACUCGUUGUUUCAUGCGUCCGGGUCGCGCUCAAGGAUCCCAACAAGCUCGUCGACGAGCAGACAAAAGACUUUUGGAAAUGGCGCGACACAAUCCUGUACAGCGAAGACGUCCUACUCGAGGCCCUGUGCUUCGACCUUAACGUGGAAUCACCAUACAAGACCAUGUACGACAUGAUGAAGUACUACGGAGUCGAGCAUAAUAAGAAGCUGCGCAACUCAGCCUGGGCCUUCCUCUCCGACUCGACGUCCACACAGAUGUGCCUGUUGUUCACAUCGCGAGCGAUCGCCGCAGCAUCACUGUACGCCGGCGCGCGUAUGGCGGAGGUAGAGCUAGGGGACGACGACGGAAAACCAUGGUGGGAGAUACAACAUGUCCAGUUGCGCGACAUCCGGAGAGCAUGCAACCUCAUGGCGGAUCUGUACGAGAAGUCACCAGACAAAGAUGGAGAACCCUCCAUGUAUGCAGGGCUCCGGACACCAGAGGACGGCAUCGACUUCGGGGACACGCCCGACGGUAUGGAAGGCGUACAGGCGACAAGCCAAAGCCAACCUCCUGCCAAUGGCACGGGCGAUGGCAACGCGACGGAGAGGGGCAGUGAAGAGGGUGAAUUGGAUGGGUAG
Molecule: messenger RNA, 978 nt
Organism: Alternaria ethzedia
Lineage: Eukaryota; Fungi; Ascomycota; Dothideomycetes; Pleosporales; Pleosporaceae
Exons: 2
Coding region: 1-978 (325 amino acids)
Biological process (GO): positive regulation of DNA-templated transcription, elongation; regulation of transcription by RNA polymerase II
Cellular component (GO): nucleus; cyclin/CDK positive transcription elongation factor complex
Molecular function (GO): cyclin-dependent protein serine/threonine kinase activator activity
Source: RefSeq, a predicted model, not a curated record